AUGCCACCAGGAGAAAAGGGGCUCAUGGGGCCGCCUGGACCACCAGGAGAAAAGGGGCCCAUGGGGCCGUCUGGACCACCUGGCCCUGUGUCUGGCGGGCCCCCUGGACCACCUGGCCCUUCAGGGUUGAUGGGGCCUAUUGGUCCUCCUGGCCAUAAUGGAACUUGGAUGUGUCCAAACGUCAAGUCUUCUGCAGGUUACACUAAGUUCCGUGAAACCUGCUACAAGGCGUUUAACACCCUGGCAAACUUCGGGGACUCGGCUCUGUACUGUCACGUCGAUGGCGGCACCCUUGCCAUGCCCCGAGACGCUGCCACAGACGCCUUCCUCAUCUCUCUCAAGAACGCCGUCAACGACAAAUCCACCUUCUGGUUUGGUCUCCAUGAUCGGCGCAUAGAAGGAAGCUUCGAGUGGAUCGAUGGUACUCCACUUGGGAGCUUCAGCUCUUGGCAUCCGGGAGAACCAAAUGGUGCUUACGAAGACUGCGAGGAGGACUGCGCUGACUACUGGAAAUGGGACAAGUGGAAUGAUAACGACUGCAACGUUCCACAACGCUUCCUAUGCCAAGUGGCACCAGGCACCGCCCCCAUGCAGCAGUCUCAGACCGAGUCAGAGACCGAUGAUGCGGCAACCGCCAACCCUGCGUACGGCUGCCGAGCAGGUAAAACAUUGACCAGUCACAGUUGA
Messenger RNA from Branchiostoma belcheri (Belcher's lancelet), 687 nucleotides. Its product is annotated as collectin-11-like. Bases 1 to 687 code for a protein of 228 amino acids. The transcript is spliced from 3 exons. The record is from RefSeq and is a predicted model, not a curated record. NCBI's taxonomy places the organism in Eukaryota, Metazoa, Chordata, Leptocardii, Amphioxiformes, Branchiostomatidae.